Mercurialis annua (annual mercury) is the source of this 1678-nucleotide messenger RNA. Its product is annotated as flavonol 3-O-glucosyltransferase UGT89B1. Bases 156 to 1553 code for a protein of 465 amino acids. Gene Ontology annotation, molecular function: UDP-glycosyltransferase activity. The transcript has a single exon. The record is from RefSeq and is a predicted model, not a curated record. Lineage: Eukaryota; Viridiplantae; Streptophyta; Magnoliopsida; Malpighiales; Euphorbiaceae.
UGUCACACAUCAAUCCUCGUCAACAAUUUCAUAUCUGCAUAUUCAUUUCUUACCUAAAAACACUCAUCACUAGUUCUUGUCUGUAUGACUGUAUCUAUAUAUACACACUGCAAACUCUUUUGCUGCAACUCAUUCUCCAAAUUAAACCCGUCCCCAUGACAACAAUUUCAUCUAAAACUCACAUCUUAGUCUUCCCUUUCCCAGCUCAAGGUCACUUGAUCCCUCUUCUUGACCUAACUCACAAUCUAGCCAACCAUGGCCUCACUAUAACCAUCUUACUAACUCCCAAAAACGUUUCUUUUGUAAACCCUUUACUCUCCAUCCACCCAUCAAUUAAAACCCUAGUUUUCCCAUUUCCUACAAAUUCUUCAAUCCCAGCUGGAGUUGAGAAUUGCAAGGACUUGCCCGGGGAAUUUUUUCCUAUCAUGAUCCGCACUCUAGGUGAUCUCUACCACCCUUUGCUCUCCUGGUUCAAAUCUCACCCCUCGCCGCCGGUAGCCAUUUUGUCUGAUAUGUUUCUUGGAUGGACGGAAUUUCUAGCCAACGAGCUGAAAAUUCCGAGGAUUGUGUUUUCUCCUUCUGGCGCUAUGGCUCUGUCUGUUAUUUAUUACCUUUGGCGUGACAUGCCUGGUAAAAGAGAGGAAAACGAUGUCGUUUUGUUUUCUGGGAUGCCUAAUUGUCCAAAAUACCCAUGGUGGCAAAUCUCUCCUAUUUAUAGAAACUAUCUUGAAAAAUACCCAGAUUGUGAAUUUAUCAAAGAUUCAUUUCGUGCCAAUUUGGUGAGUUGGGGUGUUGUAGUGAACUCGUUCACUGAAUUAGAAUCGGCUUAUUUGGAUUACUUGAGAAAGGAAAUGGGUCAUGAUCGUGUGUGGGAGGUAGGACCUUUACAGCCACAAAUUCAUGAUUCUUCAUCAAAAUUAAUUGACAGAGGAGGGGCUAGUUCUGUCCCCGUGAAUGAUCUGACGGCAUGGCUUGACAAGCGCGACGAUCAUACGGUUGUUUAUGUUUGUUUCGGAAGUCAAACUUCGUUGACCGAUAAUCAGACGGUGGAGAUCGCAUCAGGUUUGGAGAAAAGCGGGGUAAAUUUUAUUUGGUGUAUCAAGGAGCAUAUAUAUGAUAUGAUCCCAUCUGGAUUUGAAGAUCGUGUGGCGGGGAGGGGGCUGAUAAUAAAAGGGUGGGCCCCACAGAUUUUGAUUCUGAGUCAUAAAGCUGUAUGUGCUUUCUUGACUCACUGUGGUUGGAACUCGGUGCUUGAAAGUUUAGUUGCUGGUGUGCCAAUGCUUGCGUGGCCAAUGGGAGCUGACCAAUUUGUGAAUGCAAAUUUGUUGGUGGAUGAGUUGAAGAUGGCUGUGAGGGUAUGUGAAGGUGCUAAAACUGUGCCUAAUGCGGCUGAGUUGGCUCGAGUUUUGAAAGAAUUUAAGAGUGAGAACCGAGUUGAGAGAGAGCGAUCGAAGAAGAUGAGUAAGAUGUCACUGGAUGCUAUUAAAGAAAAUGGAAGCUCUGUGAAGGAUUUCGAAGAGCUGUUGCAGAAUCUUUUUGCUGUGAAGUUAUAGGCAAGUAGUCAUUUUUCAAACUAACUGCUGUCUUUAUGACCUUCGGGGGGAAAUGGACAUUUUUCUUGUUAGUGACAAAAAUGAAUAUAAAUAACAAUGAAAAGGAUAAUAAUUUAAUAGGGUAA